UGGAGACUGAUCUGGCAUGUCAUGUCAUGUCACUGAGCUUGGAUAUUUCCGACAGCCCAUGAAGGCAGCAGGACGUGACGUCCCGGUGGGCGUGUCUUGGCCGAGCUGUCAGAGAUGUGAGAUUGUUCGGGCUGUUUAUGGAAAACUCUGGAAGUUUCCAAGCGGUUUAUAAAGAAAUUAGUCGGGGCGCAGCAGUUGACUGAGUGAGCAGAGACAGAAGAAGGACGAGGACGUGCUACUGAGGUUCAUUAAUAGCUGCAACAUUUGAUGAACAGACCACUGGAUGGUCAAAAUGGGUAAAGACUACUACGACAUUUUGGGGAUUCAGAAAGGGGCGUCGGAGGACGAUAUAAAGAAAGCUUAUCGUAAGCAGGCUCUGCGCUUUCAUCCCGACAAGAACAAGUCACCGGGAGCCGAAGACAAAUUCAAAGAAAUCGCCGAGGCUUACGACGUUUUGAGCGACCCAAAGAAAAAGGACAUUUAUGAUCGCUAUGGUGAAGAAGGUCUGAAAGGAGGAGGCAUCCCAGGUGGUGGUGGUGGUGGUGGUGGUGGUCCUGGCACCUUCAGCUACAGCUUCCAGGGCGAUCCUCAUGCCAUGUUUACAGACUUUUUCGGUGGACGUAACCCCUUCGAACAGUUCUUUGGUGCUCGCAAUGGAGGCAUGGAUGAGGACAUGGACACUGACGACCCUUUUGCUCGCUUUGGGAUGGGGGCCGGCGGAAUGGGCGGGUUCCCUCGUUCUUUCAGUUCUGGUAUGGGAGGAAUGGGCCCUCAUACGAGCGUUGUAAAGAAGCAGCAGGACCCCCCUGUGGUCCACGAACUCCAGGUGACCUUGGAGGAAGUUCUGUCAGGUUGCACAAAGAAAAUGAAGAUCUCUCGUAAAAGGCUGAACCCUGAUGGGCGAACGAUAAGGAGAGAAGAAAAAAUCCUGGAGGUGCAGAUAAAGAAGGGCUGGAAGGAGGGUACAAAAAUCACGUUUCCCAAAGAGGGCGAUGAGACUCCGAGAAACAUUCCAGCCGAUGUGGUCUUUGUGUUGAAGGACAAGACACAUCCGGUAUUCAAACGUGAAGGCUCGGACAUCAUUUACACAGCAAAGAUUUCACUCAGAGAUGCCUUGUGUGGCUGCACAGUCAACGCUCCCACACUGGACAACAGAGCGGUGACCGUAUCAUCCACAGAGAUUGUGCAGCCGGGGAUGAAGCGGCGUGUGAGUGGCGAGGGGCUUCCCUAUCCCAAACGGCCUGAUCGUAGAGGAGACUUAUUAGUCGAGUAUGAGGUCAAGUUUCCAGAAAGGCUGAGCCAGAGUGCCCGGGACACUAUCGCUCAGGUCCUCCCGCGAUCUUAAACAAGACCAACAGACAUACAGGACUAAAAAUGUAUCACAUUAAACUGCCAACUAUUUUUUUGUCAAUUAUCACAUGGACAUUCAUGCGGUGGUAUAAAUCACAUCAAACUAUAAAGGACAGAUGUGUAUACACCAUAGUGUAAAAACCACCCUUGGAAAGUGCUUAUAAUGAUUGCAGGAUUGCAGGGUAGAAUGUAAAUAUGACCAAUAUUGUUUGGUGUUUGGUUUACAGAAUAAGAUUAUAUUUUGAUGAAAAUAAGUAUAUUGUACUAUAUAAAAUAUACAGUAUGUACACUAUUCUGUAGGGACUGUUUUGUUGGUAUUAAAG
Molecule: messenger RNA, 1673 nt
Organism: Centropristis striata (black sea bass)
Lineage: Eukaryota; Metazoa; Chordata; Actinopteri; Perciformes; Serranidae
Gene: dnajb1b
Product: DnaJ heat shock protein family (Hsp40) member B1b
Exons: 3
Coding region: 284-1345 (353 amino acids)
Cellular component (GO): cytosol
Molecular function (GO): Hsp70 protein binding; transcription corepressor activity
Source: RefSeq, a predicted model, not a curated record